Molecule: messenger RNA, 3198 nt
Organism: Plasmodium gonderi
Lineage: Eukaryota; Apicomplexa; Aconoidasida; Haemosporida; Plasmodiidae
Exons: 2
Coding region: 1-3198 (1065 amino acids)
Source: RefSeq, a predicted model, not a curated record
AUGAAGUUCAGCAAAAAGUUACACGAGAAAGCACAUCCCAAAUAUAAAAAAUAUUACAUAGCUUAUAAGGAGUUAAAAAAAGCCAUUCGACUCAUUACUGGGAAGGACACAUCUACAUUUACAAUUAAGGAGGUUACAUCUAAUUUUGGAAGCAUACGGGCUCUAAGCGGGGAAGAAUACAAAUCAGCAGAAUCAAGAUUUCAAGAUAUCCUGAAUGCUGAAUUAGACAAAAUUAACAAAUUCACACGAAAUACAAUUAAGGAAUGGUAUGACGAAGCGGAAUUUUGUCUGAACAAGUUGAGAAAAGAAGAUUCAUUAAUUGAUUUACAUGAAAUAACGAAAAAACUGAACGAAUUGGGAAAUACUUUAAAAUUUUUGGAAAGUUAUAGGAUAGUGAAUUUUAUUGGAUUUAGGAAAAUAACGAAAAAAUUUGAUAAGCAUAAUGACAAAGGUGUCAGUUCAUCAUUCUAUAUAAAUGUUAUAAUCAAAAGUUUUUUUAUGAACUUUGAUGUAAACUUUUUGAUUUAUAUAUUAUCAGUAUGCUAUAAAUAUUCCCGUACUAUCAGGGGAAAGACAGCAUCUACUAAGGAUGAGCAGCAGCUACCUGUGUCAGAACUCCCCCCACAAGAAUCCCUAAAACUGAUAGAUGUAGAAACGGACGAACACGACAAAUCUAGUUUAUCUAACAAUUUGAAGAGAAAAAAAUAUAUAUCCAGAAACAUAGAAGCGCAAGAAUGCUCAUCCGAUUCAGGGGAUGAAAAAAAAGAGAGUAAUAUAAGGGUGCAACGAAAUAACGGUUCUGCCAAAAUGGGUAAUCACAAUGAAAGUGGAAAAAAAGCCAAUAGGAAUGUUACGCACGUCAAAUAUAUUGUAAAAUCGGAAGAAUUAAUAAUUGUUAAAGUUGAGAUAUGCAAAUAUUUUACCUUUCAGUAUUUCCCACUGAUGGAGGAAAAUGAAUUUAUGCCUCCUUUUGAAAAACUUAUUGAAAUGAUUUCCACAUCUAAGACCCAGAAUCACCUUACAUCUAUCUACUUUGAUGAUUCUACAUUUAGUACUUAUCACAAUUGUGUAAAUCGAAAUACACAAAAUAGACAUAAGCCAUGUAUUAGAUUACGUUCCUAUAACUACUUUGAUGCACAAAAGGAUAUUACCAAAAUUGUGAUUCAAAAUUUUAAUUUAUAUGAACCAAGUUAUGAUAUGAAUGAAAAAUAUAUUUUCCCAACGGAUAUUUCAAAUGAAAACCUCAAAAUAAAUUGUGUAAACGAUUUGUACACAAUGAAAUUGAAAGGGACGACCUCCCUACUCGCGCAUGUUCAAACUGGUUCAGACGAUCCAAAUGAUAUACCUAAUUCAGUUGAAAAAAAAACAGUUACUGAGGAUUACAAACUGGCUCCGUAUACUCAUCGUUCUGCACCCAAUCUGGAGGAACCAAUCAUACAUCAUGUUGAUAUUCCCCAUGACAAAUUCCCACUACUGUCGAAUCUGCAGCAACCACGGAAACUGCAACACGUGGAGAAAUGCAUCUACGAAAUAAAAAAGAACAACUUAAGCAGCUGCCUCAAGAGCAAGUUGAAUAGAUUCCAUUUUGGUAAUGAUACUGUUAAUGGUUACAUAGAUGAGAACAUCUCUUACUGGAAACAUACAGAUAUAAGAUCGAUUCACGGGUCUGAAGAAGUAGAUUCUGAAGAGGAAGAAAAUAGUCAAUUGGGCAAAUUUCAUGAGGAAGAGUCAUAUGACGAAGUUACAAAAAGUAGCAAUCAUCUUCUACACAAAAGUGGUACAAAUGAGGGGGAAAGUGUAAAAAGACACCGAAUUCGAAAGGGAAGCAAAGAGUACGCAUACUUCGACUAUGCAGUGAUUGAUAUUAGCAUACAAGAAGGCACGAACAGAGAAUUUUUAUCACAUUUGAAUAAUCUCGAGGUGUUGAGAGAAAUUUGGGGAUUCUCUUCCUAUAUGCAAGGAAUAUCUAUGAUAUACCCCAAGUGCAUAUCAACGUCUCCACACUGGAGAAUAUUCACUGGUUCGAAGUAUGCCGAAUUGGGUGAUUCAGUGGAGGCAGAUGGGGCAGACGGGGCAGAUGUGGCAAACGAAGAAGGGAAACGCAAAGAGCGUAAGGUGGACACAAGAAAUGGAACCCUCGAAGGGAAUCAGAAUGAUGAAACGAAUUCUUCCGAAGAUGAUAACGACACAGAUGCGAGUUCAAUCGAAAAUGUAAUGAUCUACGCUGAUUGUAUGAACGGGAAGAAUUGUAAAACAAAAAAGGAUGAUUACAGAAAGGGAAUCACUUACACGGGUGCAUCAGCCAGAAUAGCCCAUGAAAGUGAAGUAAUGUAUAGAAGUGAAAUAGAAAGAACUAAACCAUCACAUGUUCCACAUAUAAAUCUUAGUAUUGGCAGUGCUAACAGUGGUGUCAACUUUAAUCAUCGUAGGAAUUAUAUGUACGAUAGCUUAAACGCAGACACAAAUAGCCAAGUGAGGAAAUCAUGCGUAGCAAAAGGGGGAAGAAGUAGAUGUAGAAGCAGAGUUAGAAGCAGAGAUAGAAGCAGAUCUGGAAGCAGAGUUAGAAGCAGAUCUGGAAGCAGAGGUAGAAGCAGAUCUGGAAGCAGAGUUAGAAGCAGAUCUGGAAGCAGAGGUAGAAGCAGAUCUGGAAGCAGAGGUAGAAGCAGAAGAGGAGAGGUAUCUAUACAAAGACAGGCGCUCACAGAAGAUAACAACCUGUUUGAACCGUUGCUAGACGAAGUAGAAGAUACAAAUUGGGAAAGUAAAAAAUCAUCACCAUCGUCAUGUAAAAUUUUGUCAUUUUUUAAAAGUUUAUUUUUUAGGAAAAAUAAAAUUGUUGAAAGUAAAAGACCAAAGACUUCAGUAGUCCGAGUUGAACCAAAAACCUUUUUCGCAAAUGAGAGAACCUUACUUCAAUGGCUUAACACAAGUGUGCUCCUGUCAACCAUAUCCAUAACCCUUUUGAAUUUUUCCAAUUCUUAUGGGUUCGCUUCUGGAAUUAUUAUGGCACCUGUGGCAAUCUUUUUCAUUCUUUAUUCCUUUCACAUUUAUUUGAAAAGGGCAGAGGCACUAAUCAACAAAGAACCAAUUAACUACACAGAUAAAGUAGGCCCAGGGGUUUUGGUUAUCACCUUGACAUUUGCUUUAUCAACGGUUGUAAUUCUGAACAUUUACAGCCGAUUGAAGGGCGAAGUAUAA